GAAAAAAAGACUAGCCGUGGAUGCAUAUGCCUUAAGAUGAUGAGUCGCUCUCUUAGAUUUGUUCUUUUUCCAUGUUUCUUGUUCCAUGGUUAUGACUGCUCUCGUGAAGAGACAACAGCCAUCGCCAGCAAAGAUGUCCAAAACCGUCAACACUGCACUUAUUCAGCUUUGGAUAGGCUGGACAUUUUUGAUAAAAAGGGAAUCAAAUUAAUUUCUGAAGAGUGGAAUAUGAACGGUCAGGUUAUAGCCUUCAGAGACUAUCCGAAUGCCUCGGAAUCAGACAACAACACGGUGGUGCGCUUAUCUAGAGGGAUAAUUACCCUCGUUUAUGGCAUGAGCCUCAACUACUCUGUCCUUUAUGAAGACACGAAUACAAAAUCAGCGGAGGAGAGUAUGGUGUUUUCUGGUGAAAUGUGUCGUCGUGGAGACGUCCCUGGCCGCUGGAUAAUUCCCGUUUCUGUGCUCAUCAUCCUUGCUGGUAUUGCUGCUGCCAUUGGAGUCCACUGCUGGUGGAGGAGGAGGAAGAGGAACCGGUGCAUCCUGUAGGUUGACUGGAAGUCACAUGACUGGAAGUUUCCGGAAGGACUGGUUGCUUCAGACUCCUGCCUCCCCAAGACCCUGUCUAUUCAUCGUUCUGUCACUGGUUACCUUCGGUUACCUUCGGUUACCAUAUUUUCCACUUAAAAAUGCAUCUUCUUCAUUUUCUGUCAGCUACAGUAUGUGCAAAUCAUCUCAGCCAAAGUUGUGUCAUCCCCUCAGGCUACUGACUCUAUUAGCAAUAUCCCAUCUUACUACUAGCUGAAUGGCAGCAGCUUAUCUUGCUAUUGGCUGAAUGGCAACAAUUUCUCUUGCUAUUAGCUGAAUGGCAACAACCUCUCUUGCUAUUGGCUGAAUGGCAACAACCUCUCUUGCUACUGGCUGAACUGCAGCAUCCCCUUUUUCUAAUGGCAGUGACAUGUCUGGCCAUUUUCUGUAUUACCCCUUCAGUUCUGCGAUGUUGCCGUUUAUACCACCAAAACAGCUGCAGGGCCCAUUUUAAUUCAGUUGAAGAUGCUUUAUUGGCAAGAAAUCCUCUGAGUCAAUGUUGCUAUGGUGUAAUUUUACCCUUGUCCCCCUCCCCCUCACCUUGUAUUUCUCUGUCACUGUCUUCCCUGCAGGGUGGGAGAAGGUUCAGGCGAAGAGGAGGCGUGGAGCCUUUGGAAAAAAAUAUUACUUUUUAAAAUGUAAUAUGUAUUACUAAAUAUUUUCAUAUUUGGAUUUUUAAAAAUAUAUUU
Messenger RNA from Anguilla anguilla (European eel), 1274 nucleotides. RefSeq lists its product as uncharacterized. The record is from RefSeq and is a predicted model, not a curated record. The coding region runs from base 37 to 546 and encodes 169 amino acids. NCBI's taxonomy places the organism in Eukaryota, Metazoa, Chordata, Actinopteri, Anguilliformes, Anguillidae. The transcript has 7 exons.